GGGCAGCGGCCGCCCGCCCCGCCGGGGAGAGCGCCGGGAGCCGCGGCGGGGACGGCCGCGCCGAGGCACCAUGCGGGCACCGCUGCUGCUGCCGCUGCUGCUCCUCGGUGUCAGCUCUGAGAAUGUUACAACAUCUGCAAACCCAGGACAACAUGGGCAGAUCAUCACAGCUACCAGCAAGACGCAAGGGACCACCCCUACAAGCAAUUCAGGAAACUCACCAUCCCACUCUACGAUGUCACCUGCCACAGCUCAAGGGACCACCUCUGCAAGCAAGCCGGGAAACCCACCAACUUCUUCUGUGAUACCACUCAUCACUGUUCAAGGGGCCACCCCUACAAGCAACCCGGGACACCAACCAUCCACCCCUACGACAUCACCUGCCGCAGUUCAAGGAACCACCACCACAAACAACCUGGGAAACCCACUACCCACCCAUGUGAUGUCAUCCCACCCAUCUCAGCAGGUCAGCUCUUCAGCCAGAUCUGGAGCCUUAACAACCACCCUUGCUGUUCUUCAGGGAUCCUCCAGCACCGCCCAGCAGAAGGCUACCCCUCCAGCCAGCUUGGGAAGCUCAGCAGCUACCACCAGUGCAAGUCCCAUCCUCCCUCAUAUGAGCGGCCUUCCAGCCACCUCAGGAGGUUUAGGGACUGCUGUCGCAUCCUCUCCUGGCGUGGAAGCUCAGGGAAAACAGCCUUCAGAUCAGUUGACCAGCACCACUGCGAGCACCAGAGUCCCAGGGAGCAACCUUUCCCCUGGGGUCAAGGACCAUGGUGUCUCUUCUACAACUGUCGCUAAGCAGCCUCACUCUUCUUCCAGUUCUCCAGCCCAGGGACUGCCCUUUUCCACCAGACCUGGAAGCAUCAACACUUCUACCCAUUUUAGUGGAUACAUGUCCCCCACCACUAGUAAAGCAUCUCUGUCCUUAUCACCUAGCAGCAUGAAUGCCUCAGAGGCAGCCACCACGCCAACUCCUGGAGCAGACCAGAGAAGCCAUGACACAGGAUCUGCAUCAACCAAACCUGCAAGUACUGACCGGAGCCUGGCCAGCGCACAUCCCUCGGCCCCAGCUCCAGGGGACCAGACCACGAGCAGCAGUCCUGGCCACCAGCACCCUAACACCUCCUUCCAGAAUGAGGUCAUCUGUAAGGACCAGGUGCAAAAUAAUUGGCCCACCAUCCACCUGAGAGAAGCUAAAACCUGUGCGGAGUGGAGGACUGCCAGCAUCAACAUCUCCUUCUUCGAGAGCUUCUGCUCGACAGGCCAGCACGUGUUCAACGCCAGCAGGGAAACGUGCACGGUGAUGCUGACCUCCCAUAAGCCCCACUCCCAGCACUGGGCUGUGCAGGCGGUCGUGCACCUCCCUUUGGACCCCGAAAAAGUCCUCGAGGAGCUGAAGGAGAAGAAGGACAAGCUAGAGGAGCUCGGCAUCACCAACAUCACCUAUGACAAAAUGGAGAGGGAGAUGAUAAUCAACGAUGAGUUCAGCACGCCCCUAAUCAUCACCAUCGUCACCCUGGCCGGCUCCCUGCUGCUGAUCGCAGCCAUCUAUGGCUGCUGCCACCAGCGCUUCUCCCAAAAGAAGGACCAGCACAUCCACCCUGAUGUCCCCGGGUUUGAUGAUGGACAUGUGGCCCUGAUCUUUAAUCAGCGCCUGACUGAGGAGCUGCAGACUAUGGAGAAUGGCUACCAUGAUAACCCCACACUGGAGGUGAUGGAGACCUCCUCUGAGAUGCAGGAGAAGAAGGUGAACCUCAAUGGUGAGCUAGGGGACAGCUGGAUCGUUCCUCUUGACACCCUCAUGAAGGAGGACCUGGAGGAAGAGGAGGACACGCAUUUAUAGGAUACAGAACUCAAGCAAAAAAUGACCAACACCCCCCAAAAAAAACCCCCACAACCCCUACACGCACACAACUCAAGGCAAAAUUCUCAAAAAAACCCAGAAGAUCCCUUAAUGAACCAUCACUGCCCCUCGUGUCACCACAUGGGGUGCAGGACAGAAGAGGAAGGAACACGAGAAGAUGGCUCUGGGGUGCAUGGUCAACACAAGCCACCAUGGUGGCCACAUCUAGACAAGCACCCUCCAUCACCCACAGUGCUUAGCAGGACCUGCCACACCAGACCUGACCAGCCACAGGAAAACAGGGUGGCUUUGCUCCUCAGGAACUGCUGGUGUCUCCUCUGAGCGUGUCCCCUCCCAUCCCGCAUCCAACCAUGGCAACCGCAUCCUCCAGCUACCAAGCAACUCAAAAAUAAAAAGAAAUUAAUGUAAAUAGGAUGGGAGAGGGAGCACAUCUCUCCACAGCAAACCGGCACCUGGCAAUUAGAGCUAGAAAAAUCCUCUGGCCCAUGCUGUUUAGUCAUCGCUCUGCCCUCCCCAACACCCAGGUAUCGCGCAGAAGAAGCUGGAACAGCCUGUUCUUUUUUAAUCCAGUUUCCAUCCUCUCCCCAUAAACUGCCGGCUGAAACACACGAGAGCCCUGUGUUGUGCCAUAGGCAAACGCACACAUCCAGGCCCAGCCAGACGGGAGGGACGCAGCAGUGCCAAGUGAUGCUCAGUCCCACGGUGCUGGCCAGCUGCACCACAAAGGGCUGUGGGACACAUCCUGCACCCAGCUGGAGACCAGGAGAGGCACAGCAGCUUCUUGUAUUGAUAGAAGGAGGAGAGAGAGGAAAAGGAGUAAUUCCUUGAGUUCAUCCCUCCCAGGAAGGGUGUAAUGAGACCAGGAGUGACACCUGGUCACUAGCCCAGGCAAGAGGUUGGGGGUUUCAUGGUGCAGGAGCCCAGCCCCAGCACAGACCAGCUCUGCUGCUGCAUUUCCCUACAGAAGUGUUGAUUGCCUUCCAGUAAUUAUGCUGCAGCAUCUCACAACCCACAUCCAUCCUCCCCCAAGGCCGGGGGUUACAUGCAGCGUGAUGGUUUGUGAUUUUUGUGGUCAUGUUUUGCUGCACGAGCAGCAGAAGAAAUAAAAGCAACAGAAGCAUGAGCCAGGUAGCUUGGUGGUAUUCAGGGUUUUCCAUCGGUACAGCCCUUGGUGUUUCCUCCCCACGAGGUUUAUAAGCUCAGCCCACACUCUCAAACUCUUCUUCAAAAGCCAGUAAAAUGACAGAGACCUGCAAAGAAACUUCCGGCUGAGCAGUGACGCUGGGAAUGAGCUUUGCCCUGCAGCCCUUGGUCUCUUGCCCAGCUCUCCCUUUGCUGCAGGCGUUUAGAGGGGAAAAGAAAAUACAUGCAGGAGCAGAAGGUGGCUGGACCGAGACCAUUUCUGGUUUUCCACUCACCACAGCUCCCAAAUAACUGUGGAAGAAUGGGGAGGGUUUCACACCUUUGCUCUGGCUUUGGUGAAGCGGCUCAGCCCUGGCAGAGGCAGUGGUCCGCGCUGGGCUCCAUCCUCCAGCCCCUGGGAAAGAGAGGACCAGGCAGCCACUUGGGUGAGUGCAUCUCCCAGCACACCAGGGUGGCGGCGGUCCCAAGCCCUCUGUGAGCCAGAGGAGCUUCAGAUGAAGAGCGAUGCCUGAGCACGGCCCUUCCUCUCCCCUGCUUGCUGUAAACCACGCAGUCACCCACGCACAAAUGGGGUGAUCUCCCUUGAGUGCUGCCACCAAGUCGACACAGCGGGGAUCCGCUCCCAUGGCUGCCCGGAACGAGGAGAAAAGCAGAGCCGAGCAAUGGAAAACUGGGGGAAACCCAGGUCAAGUUGGUCCUCGGGAGUGCUCAUGAAGGAGGGGAUUGGGGUGGUUUGCUCGACCCCAAGCCAGAAGCUGGCAGAAGAUAAGUCUUCUGAAAGGGACUGGCUCGUCUCCCUUCUCUCCUGCACCGAAGGGCAGAGUUCGAAGUGUUUAAACCUAUGUAUUUUUCUAUGUAAAUAUUCCCGCUAUUCAUUAGCAAUGUAUUCAGCGCACUUCACUUACCUGUGCUCUGCACUAUGGGGAAGUAAUUUUGGAGGGGAGGGGGGGGAAAACUGGAAAAAAAAUAAAAAAGUAAAAGCUAAAGGCCAGUCUGGUAGGGGAUCAUAAUUCGAUGUGAAGCAGGAAAACACCUCCUGCCCCGAUAACCCCACGCCACAGCUUUGUCCCUGCUCCAGCAGCAUCAAGUUCAGCUCUUUAAAGUUGCAGCAAGGCUCUAAUAACUGGUCCCGGCAUUUGCAAUUGCUUUCGCGAGCACAUUUGCUUCCCAGUUGCCCUGAGAGAUGAACAGGUCCGUGACCUCACAUUUCUGGCCUUCACAGAACAUAAAUGCAGCAACAACACAGGGCAGCAGCGAGGCUUUGGCCGCGGGGGCUGGCAUUGCUGUAAGGGUGCCCCUGGCAGAGCAUCUCCAGGCAGUCGGGUUUUGGCAUGUGCCUAAAGAUCCUUCCCAGCGAAGAGAUGCCAAAGUGCUUUAAUGAAUCAGGUCCAAAGACUUUCCAAGAGAACCCUACAAAAGCUUGAGAUCAAGCAACCUUAAAUCUUCCCGAGCAGAGACCAGAGAAGGUAUUAACUGCUCAGCAAGUGCUUAUAGUGAUUUAUAUUUGAAUAGGAAUUGUACAUUUAUUUAUUUUUCCAGACACCAUAUUUUUAAACCACUAAUGUUUUAUAGUAGAUUUUCCUUCCCCUAUUUAAAGAACUACUUCCACGGAAAAAAAAACACAGUACGUUUUUUUAUGUUGAGAAUAUUCUUUUGAAAAAGUAAAAAAAAAAUAUCAGGUAGGAAAUGCAGUGAUGAGCAUCUUUGGCCUUAAUCCUUCCCUUUGUAGACUGUAGCCAUAACUGUUAGACCAAAAAUAAUUAAAAAAAAAAUAAUCUACCCAGGCAUUUGCUCCCUCCCUUCCCCGCACUCCUCUUCUCUCUCCCAAAACAGCUUUAACAUCCAACAUGUUGUACAAAGAGAUUAUUGCUCCUACCUUUUGGUGAGAGUUUUAUAAGCAGCUCAGAUGUCCUUGCAAGAGACUUUUCUACUUUCAGAUUUACAAGGAACACGUAACUACUUUAGGACAAUUUGUCUCCCGCUCACAGUGCCAUGACCCAACCGAUGAGACUGAUACUGUGACUGUUGCCUACAGAAGACAUACAGAAGACAGAAUCUGUAAGGGACUGCAGGAGAACCCGUUUCCCAAGGCGGCUACUCAUUGGACCUUGCACAUAUACUAGAGCUCUUACGUACUGUAUAGCAGCAUCUCUUACGGGGACAGGAGUCUGAUUUACACUGGAAUUUACUGAGGAACUGGAUUGUAGAGUUUAUUGCGUUUUCCUACAAAUAUAUUUUGAAAGCAUCAUGUAUUUCUGUCAAUAAACAUUCUUAUGUAAAAGACCAA
This is a messenger RNA of Falco peregrinus (peregrine falcon), 5294 nucleotides long. RefSeq names its product podocalyxin like (gene PODXL). The transcript has 9 exons. The record is from RefSeq and is a predicted model, not a curated record. Gene Ontology annotation, biological process: cell migration; regulation of microvillus assembly; negative regulation of cell-cell adhesion. Lineage: Eukaryota; Metazoa; Chordata; Aves; Falconiformes; Falconidae. The coding region runs from base 71 to 1843 and encodes 590 amino acids. Gene Ontology annotation, cellular component: microvillus membrane; apical plasma membrane.